AUGGCCUUCAACGUGGCCCUUCUCCAAGACAUCCGUCUGCUGGUUUCCUGCUCCAACGGGACGGGCGAGGAUGUCUUCACCAUCAACUGCACGAGUCCUCAAGAAGUCCGCGACAUUUGGCACUCCAUCGAGGAGGGCCAAACCGCCUACUUCGCAAAGCUGCGCGCCACUCACCGCGGCCUCUACAAGAUCCGCCUCGACCUCGCAAACGACUUCUCUGUAACUUCCGACCCAAUCUCGACUCUGUCGCGCGAGCUCCCCAACCCGAUCCCGGCCUCCAUGAUCAGCCACGUGGAGCGCUUCGAGAUCUGCGAACCUAUCCUGCACACCCACCAGCCGCCCGCCUCUUCAGAGCGCUACGACUGCCUCCGCCGCUUCACCUUUCAAUUCCAGCGCAAACUCGACGGACAAUGGGGUGUCCUCCCUGUGAUCUGGCAAGUCCUCAAGACCAAGAAUCCUCCUCUGCAAGAACACAUCGCGAGAUACACGGAAGCCACCAUCACCCGGAGCAUGCGCGAGGCUAUUCAGGACGUCCUUCUCCUCGCCCACAAGGCGGAUCCCAAAGCCCCGCUUCACCCAAAGCUACUGUGGGACUUGCAGCAGGCCAUUGCGAGAGGCACAAUGGACGAGCCUGGUGAGUUGCCGCCUGAUCUACCAGUGAGCAGGUUCGGGGAGUAUGGAAAGCGAUUGGCGGGAGUCUUGGUCGGAGAGCAGCAAGGCGUUAUGCCGGAGGCUCCCCCGAUGGUUCAGACGGCAAAGUUUGGGGAGUACGCGCAGCAAUCGAGACAGAAGGCUGCGAGGAUGUAUCGGUCGGCGUGUAGGGAUGGGGUCGACAGUGUGUGGGAGGAGUUGUUGUGA
Ramularia collo-cygni is the source of this 858-nucleotide messenger RNA. RefSeq lists its product as uncharacterized. The transcript has 2 exons. NCBI's taxonomy places the organism in Eukaryota, Fungi, Ascomycota, Dothideomycetes, Mycosphaerellales, Mycosphaerellaceae. The coding region runs from base 1 to 858 and encodes 285 amino acids. The record is from RefSeq and is a predicted model, not a curated record.